Molecule: messenger RNA, 437 nt
Organism: Funneliformis geosporum
Lineage: Eukaryota; Fungi; Glomeromycota; Glomeromycetes; Glomerales; Glomeraceae
Source: the annotation of a GenBank genome assembly
AUGUCAGUUUCAAAAAUUCCAAUUCCUCAAAUUAUUAAAAUUGGUGUAUUAAUUGGUGCCCAAGGAUGUAAUCUCAAACCUAUUGCCGAGAAAACCAGUACAUCCAUUCAUGUAAACACAAAAGUGAAUCCAGCACUAAUUGAAAUUAGAAUAAAUUGGGACUAUAAUUCAAGUUCGCUACCACCAUCUGAAAAUGGAAUUAACAAAGCAAGAGAUCAAUUAAAUAUUUUAAUAAAUAAAUUAUUGAAACAGCUCAAAAACCUCAAAGACCUCAAAAACUUCAGAGAACCCAAAGACUUUAAAGAUCUCAAAGACCUUAACGACCUCAAAAACUUCAAAGACCUCGAAUGUCUCAAAGAAUUUAAAGUGCCUGAAAGUCUCAAAGAAUUUAAAGAGUUUGAAUGCCUUAAAGAAUUUCAAGGGUUUAGAUUAGGGAU